UAACAGCUGAUUAUCAACAGUACUUCCAGAAUCUGUUCUCCGCUCAACUAAAGAUGAAGGCUGUCUUCGCUUUAGUCUUUGUUGCCUGUCUCUGCCUGGCUUCUGCUUAUCCGGUACCCGAUCAAAAAGUUGUCUCCCAAAAGGACUCAUCGUCUAAGAAGGCGGAGUCGUCCACCGCCUCCAAGGUUUUGAAGACAGUCAAGAAGGCUGUGCCACCCCCUCCUACGACGACCGAAGAGCCUGAACCUGAGAAGGAGAUAGAGAUGGUCGCCAUCAUCAAGAACGACAGCGAGUCUCGCUUUUUCCAGGAAACUGAAGAAGAAGCUUCUUACCAAGCAGAGCAAGCCGCUCCCAAGAAGUCAUAGACGUAGCACAUGCUGUACAUUGUAUUGAAUAUAUAUUUAAUAGGAA
Macrosteles quadrilineatus (aster leafhopper) is the source of this 411-nucleotide messenger RNA. RefSeq lists its product as uncharacterized. The record is from RefSeq and is a predicted model, not a curated record. The transcript is spliced from 3 exons. Lineage: Eukaryota; Metazoa; Arthropoda; Insecta; Hemiptera; Cicadellidae. Bases 54 to 365 code for a protein of 103 amino acids.